Dioszegia hungarica is the source of this 900-nucleotide messenger RNA. Its product is annotated as Pyruvate/Phosphoenolpyruvate kinase-like domain-containing protein. The transcript has 8 exons. Gene Ontology annotation, molecular function: catalytic activity; magnesium ion binding. Gene Ontology annotation, biological process: oxaloacetate metabolic process. Bases 1 to 900 code for a protein of 299 amino acids. The record is from RefSeq and is a predicted model, not a curated record. Lineage: Eukaryota; Fungi; Basidiomycota; Tremellomycetes; Tremellales; Bulleribasidiaceae.
AUGCUAUACGUGCCAGGAUCUAAUUCGCGGAUGCUCGAGAAGGCGUUCGCUUCUCCAGCCGACUCGGUGUCAUACGACCUCGAGGAUAGCGUCUCGCCUGGUAAGAAGGCCGAGGCGAGGCGGAUCGUAGCUGAGCUUCUGGACGGGGAACGCAGGGUCAAGGGCGAGGUCAUGGCGCGGAUCAACGCUGUUGGGACGGGAUUCGAGCAGGAUGAUGUGGAUACUAUCCUUCGCACCCGCCAUGUCGAAGCCAUAGCCCUGCCCAAGACGAAUCACCCCGACCACCUCGCCUGGCUCGUCUCGCGUAUAAAACAGCUCUGUCCGCCCGAGAAACAAGCGAAUGGCUCGAAUCCACUCCGGAUCAUCGGAAUGAUUGAGUCUGCUGAGGCUAUGGUUGGGAUCAGGGAGAUUGCGAGGGCGGGAGAGGGGCAUCUGAACGCUUUGCUCUUCGCGGCGGAAGACUACUGUGCGGACGUGGGUAUCACCCGGACAGCGGAGCGGACGGAGCUGCUCUACCCGAGGAGCCAGCUCGUCACGACGGCGAAGGCUUUUGGGCUACAGGCGAUAGAUUUGGUAUGCGUGGACUACAAAGAUGAAGAAGCACUCCGAAGGGAAUGCGAGGAAGGGAGAAGACUAGGCUUUGACGGAAAGCAAGCCAUUCAUCCCGCUCAGGUCGAUAUCAUCCACUCCGCCUACUCUCCCUCAGAGGCCGCCGUCCGUCAUGCUGCGAGAGUGCAGGUCUCGUUCGAGAUGAAUGAUCGACUGGGGAAGGGGAGUUAUUCGCUGGAUGGGAAGAUGAUCGAUGCGCCAGUGUACAAGCAGGGUUUGAGGGUUCUGCUGAAAGCGCGAGCGGCGGGUAUGGCCAUACCGGAAAUCAGCGAAGACGAUGUCAAGGCUUGA